Messenger RNA from Paraphaeosphaeria sporulosa, 2298 nucleotides. RefSeq names its product high-affinity amino acid transporter. Gene Ontology annotation, biological process: amino acid transmembrane transport. Gene Ontology annotation, molecular function: amino acid transmembrane transporter activity. Lineage: Eukaryota; Fungi; Ascomycota; Dothideomycetes; Pleosporales; Didymosphaeriaceae. The transcript is spliced from 6 exons. Gene Ontology annotation, cellular component: membrane. The record is from RefSeq and is a predicted model, not a curated record. The coding region runs from base 180 to 1940 and encodes 586 amino acids.
CGUGCCAAUGUGUAUAUUCGCCCAUCUCGCUUCUUUCGCGUCUUCUCCAUAUUGACCUCCUUUCUUCGAUCGCCGCACGACGUUUGGAGCGUUCGCGACUUUCGACGUUUUCAAUUCAUUUUGAGCCGAAUCCGGGUGUUACACACGGUCCUCGCCUGUUCUCUUCACGUCUCCCCACCAUGAGCCUCGCGCACGAGAAUACCGAUAUGGAAAAGCAUCCCAACGGCUCCCCACCUCCAGUUUAUGAUUCCCUAGCGGAUCACGCCAAAGGACGUCAGUCCAAUCUCCAUGGCGAGGAUGUUGCCAUUGUCCACUCAGACCAAAACGAGCUCAGGCGUGACUUGAAGGGCCGCCACAUGCAGAUGAUUGCCAUUGGCGGUGCUAUUGGCUCUGGUCUGUUCAUUGGUUCGGCCUCAUCUUUCACCACUGGUGGACCCGCCGCUGUUAUCAUCGGGUUUACAGUUAUCGGAAUUAUGAUGUACCUGAUGAUGCAAGCAUUGGCCGAGCUCGCGGUCAUGUAUCCUAUUAAUGGAGCCUUCACCAUGUACAUCUGUCGCUUCAUCGAUCCAUCCUGGGGCUUUGCCUGUGGGUGGCAAUACGCCAUUAGUUGGCUCACUGUGCUGCCUUUCGAGAUCUCCGCUGCUUGCAACAUCAUCCACUACUGGCCAGGAUCGGAGGGCAUCAAUAAUGCGGCGUGGAUCACACCGCUUCUCGCUGGUUUGAUCUUCAUUCAAAUCUUCGGUGUCAAGGGUUAUGGCGAGGUCGAGUUUUUCCUAUCGAUCAUAAAGAUUCUAGCUUGCCUAGGGUUCAUGAUCUUGGGCAUUAUCAUUAAUGUUGGAGGUGUGCCAACCGACAACAGAGGUUACAUUGGCAACAAAUACUUCAAGGAACCUUAUACCCAUGCGGGGUUUCUUAACGGCUUUCAUGGCUUCUGCGGCGUUUUCGUCAAUGCAGCAUUCGCAUACACUGGCACCGAGCUUACUGGCCUGGCGGCAGCUGAGACAGCCAACCCAAGGAAAGAGAUUCCCAAGGCGUCGAAGCAAGUCAUCUACCGGAUCCUGAUCUUCUACGUUGUCAACCUUGCUCUAGUUGGCCUCGUUGUGCCCGUCAACAAUGAGGCACUCAACGGUGAUGUUGGCGCCAGUUCACUGCAUUCACCUUUCGUAGUUGCUAUCCAGCUUGCUGGUAUCAAGGUCCUCCCAUCAAUCUUCAAUGCCGUCAUCCUUAUCGCGGUCAUGAGUGUCGCCAACGCUUGCACAUUUGGAUCCACACGCACGAUGCAGGCUCUUGCGGCGAACGGUAUGGGCCCGAAAUUCACCGCCUAUGUCGAUAAGAAGGGCCGUCCACUCGUCGUGGUGGUCAUUCAGCUCCUGUUCGGACUGUUGGCAUACAUCAAUCUCGCUCCCAACGGCGGAGAUAUCUUCACCUGGUUGCUGUCCUUGUCUGGCAUCACUGUACUCUUCGUCUUUGGCAGUAUUGCCAUUGCACACAUCCGCUUCCGCAAAGCUUGGCUUGCGAGCGGCCACACUCUUGAUGAAAUUCCAUACAGAGCCUCGUUCGGUGUUUGGGGCUCUUGGGUAUGCUUUGCCAUCAACGCCAUUGCGCUCAUCGCCCAAUUCUACGUCGCACUCUAUCCAGUCGGUGGAUCUCCCAACGUCAAGGCUUUUUUUGAAACCUACAUGGCAGCACCCUUCUUGAUUAUCUUGUACUUUAUCUGGAAGGUCUACAGCUGGUUCAAGCAUCCUUCGCACCGCCCAUUGUGGAUUGCAACUAAGGACAUUGACAUCUAUACUGGGAUGAGGCAGGAACAAAGAGAGCUGAUCAGCGGCGAAGAUGUGACCGCAGAGACGAGACGCGCGAGCAUCCAGGAGAUUCAAGAUGAGAAGAAGAAAAGGGGUGUCAAGGACUACAUCAUGGCGGGCGUUCAUUCAAUUUUCUAGUGGUGGAAAUUGCCUUGCUGAUGAACAUACAUCGUUCGUUGCGUAGACCGACCAAUAUAACUGCUAGUACUUCCAGAGUCUAUUGCUACGUCCGAAAAAUUUCGAUACUUUCGUGGCGUUCAUAAGUCUCUGUGCAUCUAUCUUGACACAAUUGACAGAUGCACAUACUAUCAACCAGACCUUAUGUCAGAACCCAAGGUAUCCCAUACCUCAGCUUUCCGGUCACGGGACAUCCGUCGAGACAGGGCGUAACCAAGGACGAUUAGGCCCAAACUAGGAAGCUGUCGGAUCUAGUCCGACAGCGAUUCUUCUCUCCUAUAAUCUACUUUGGUUGCUCGUCUUGUACCUAUCUACAUUG